Molecule: messenger RNA, 18533 nt
Organism: Wyeomyia smithii (pitcher-plant mosquito)
Lineage: Eukaryota; Metazoa; Arthropoda; Insecta; Diptera; Culicidae
Gene: bnl
Exons: 5
Coding region: 2248-5109 (953 amino acids)
Biological process (GO): cell differentiation; positive regulation of protein phosphorylation; fibroblast growth factor receptor signaling pathway
Cellular component (GO): cytoplasm
Molecular function (GO): growth factor activity; fibroblast growth factor receptor binding
Source: RefSeq, a predicted model, not a curated record
GCGUGACAACGAUUCCGAUAGUGGUACGGACGGCAAAAUUUCGGUGCGUUCUUGAAGAUCCUUUAUGCUGAGCUCUGAACGAAAGUGUUAGACUUUAAGGGAAAAAUUGGCAUCAGUUUGUGUGUUGGAUUAACCCGUUGCCACUAGUUGAAGUGACCGAGUUUUUUUUUCCAUUCGGAGUACUCCGAGUUUUGGGUGGUGCACAAGUGAGAAAAUUUACAGACAUCGAAGAGAUCAAGUGACAACCGAAACAGGUGAUUUCUGAUGCAAUUGGGUGCUAGAACCGGCUCUCGGUUGAAGGUUCUCCAACCGUGAUCGAUUGAAUUGCGGAGACGGUCUUCGUGUAAUUUUUGCGCAAGUGAUUGAUGUGAAAAUUAUCUCACCCGGUGUUCUGGUUAAGCGGGUUACAACUCAUCAGCAUAAACACGACGGGGUGGAAAAUUGUUUAGGGUUACGUUCCGUAAUCUUCGAUAUCUAUCGAUGGAUAAACCACUUUAAUUCAGCUAAAGACAGCAGGGAGUUAGAAAUUCGAGUGCGAUUUGUUAUGUAAAUCAGAUGAUCCUCGCGUUCGGCUGCGCUAAUAGUCGGUCGGUCGGUCGGUCGGAUUGCCAUUCGGACAUUUGCCUGCACUCUACUCUCCAUCGCGGGGCAGCCAGACUCAGUGCUUUGCGAGAUCACACUUUUACUUUGGCACUGCGCUACUGAGAGCUCUCAGACGAGAUUGAAGAAAAAAAACGGCCGAUUGGAUAUAUUUUGAGAAAUUAGUGUCGAACGGCAGCGUGUUGCUGGUGUUCUGUACAUUUCUUUUGCUGCGACAGUUGCACAGCGUUUGAGUGUUGGUUCAAAACUUACGGUUAUUUUAAUUCUUCCGUUUUUAUCCACUUAUUUCGCACUGACACGAGUGACAGCCACCUUGUAGUUCAUCAACGCAAAGUGAAGGGAGCUGCCCGUUGCAGUGGGUAAGAACGCCAGGAAGAAAAGUCGCGAAUUUUGGUGACACCGCGAAAACCACGGUCAAAGCGAACGAAGUCCGGUGCGUCGUGUUGUGGUCACGUGAGUAACAGUGUCGCAGAAUUGGGAUGAAAAUGUAGCAAUUAGUGCACCCCGGUCCGAAAGUCUGUCAGCAGGAUGAAAAGCUCUCCAAUUGUGGGGGCGCACCAGUUCACAUACGCGUGCGUUUGCGGUUUUGUGUUUAUCGCAGUCGAUUAAAAAUGCAAAAUACGAAAAGUACACACUUACACAUGCAGCAGGAAAACCUUAUCGGAUGAACGCAAAGUGUGCAAAAUUGUGAAUUGUGUAAACUCUAUCUUCGCAACUGUCGUGCCGGUUUUGUUUGUUUUUUUGUGAUUUGCCUAGAAAAUACACACACUAGAGUGAAAAGUGUGAAACCAGGUUUAGCUGUUUAGCGGGCGCCCAGAGUGUUACAUUGUUGUGGCGAAGUUAGCUAGCUAGCGGGCGCUCUUAUCAGUGUGUGCCGGAUCAACAUUCUAGCCGAACACAGCGAUACCAGUCGCUUCGACGCAUCCACCUACCGGAAGAGUAACGUUCAACUCCGUCCCGUCGGAAGCCGCACGGAAACGAAAGGUUGAAAAGUUCAGUGAGGUGAACUGAUCGCGAUACGGGGUGGAUUCACGUGCGAACUAAUACUGAACAUCGUACCAUACGAAAGCCAUCUGUUAUAUCGCGUUGUACGAGAAAAACCAAACAAGUGGCUAAUGAGAAAAUGAGAAUAACCUGAUGAGAGAUGAAAAAUAGCUGUGAUUCCUGUGAAACCCACAAAUAGUAACGAAAAAUAUUUUCGCAAAAAGUUGCCAUUUCGCCAGUGCCGCAAAACACGGCAUGAGUGCUAGAAGGAAGUUACUAUCGCCAACUCGGAAGUGGCAGAUUGAUAUCCGGUAGGAAGACGAGUCGGUUUUUUUACACGGUGAGAAGAGUUUGCGUCUGUGCGUACGUGCGAUUCGCGUGUGCGGGUGGUUUCAGUUUGGGCCUACGUCGAUAACAGCCUGUCACGACGUCGUCAUCGGAGCAAUGGGCGGUCAACGACUUGGGACGUUCCUGUCCUGCUACCGAAAGCGCGAAAACCAAGUACAUCUGAAUCACGCCGGUCACCGUUUUAGGUUAAUGAUAACCUGAAGAAGUCGAGUGAUGUUUGUUUAUUUUUGUUUUUAAUUUUUCUUUUUUUUAUUCUUGUGAGUUUUUUACUGUGAGGUGUUGGGAGGUAUUUUCAACUAGUUCUAGCAUCCGUUCAUGCUCGGUGGAAGACUUCGACGGAGGGCCCUGGCCCUGCUGGGAGCCCUCCUAUUGGUUAUUUUCAUAUGGCCACCAUGUUGUGCGACUAUGCCGAAGCCCUUACCCGCGCUGUUACCGGCCGUUCCAGAGAUUGAUCUGCCUACGGUACCGGUACCGACCGUUGCCAUUGUGGCACCAGUACAACAACAGCAAACAGCCGGAAAGAGUCGAAAAUCGACUGAGCAAAGUCGGUUCAUGAGCAUAUUUUCGACGACGACAGCGGCAAGCAGGGAAAGUGAUGGAAAAAACUUACCCGGAGAAAGCGGUGGUCGGAGUAGAGCUGCGAUGCACAACAGUGUUGUUAGUAGUGCAAAUGCGAGCGACAGCCAAAGCCGAGCGCUAAAUUUACAACGGCCUGAAAGUGACUACGCGCGGUCGUCAAUAGCAGAGCCAAUCGAUAAAAAUAAAUCACAUGAACAACAAAGUGCGACGGCAACCGGUGGCGAAGACGCCACCCAACCAGUAAAAUUAGAUAACGUCGUCGGUACUGUGCAGAGUAGUACAUUUGACAGCGAAAAGCCUUAUCAUCCUGAAAUACAUCAGGCGCAGAUAACGCACAGUCCGACUGUAUUCAAUGUUUUAUUCCAAAAGCCACCAACACAAGCAGCAGCAGCAGCAGCCGAUGGUGACAUAGAGCGGCAACAACAUCUAAAGGUCAAUGACCACGGCGUAGAUCAGAACGCCGUCAAUCAAUCAGUAUUCAAUAUCUCGUCUCGGUCCAUCGACUCCUCUUCCCCCGCCCUCGAUGACGAUAAAGGCGCCGAUGACGACGGCUAUUACAGCUCCCGCGCACUAGUCCUGUCCAGAAUAGAACGAAGCGCCUCGGCCGAUCCAGGAGAAUUCGGUUUUCCUCGGCAUCGCCACCGGCAUCAGCAUUAUCUGACAGGUAACAGUACCCUUACAGCAGCCGGUGCUCACGGGCGGACUAGAGGAGCACCGGUCGGGCGACAUCACCAUCACCAUAUCUAUCAUCACCAUCACCAACAACAGCAACAGCAGCAGUAUCGCAAUGCGACAGCAUUCGGGGCCGAUGUCAUCAGCGGUGGCAGUGGCAGCGGCGGUGAAGAUCAAUCCAAUCUAGAGCGCAACGAACGAUCGGCGAAUCUGUCGCACAUAACCGGGGCAACGCGCAAAAUUCAGCUGUACAUCAAGAACCGAUACCUGCAGCUGCUGGCCGAUGGCACCGUCAACGGGACGCACGACGAUCAGAGCGAUUUCACAAUCCUCCAGCGAACAACGGUGGCCGCCGGUCAAAUCAGGAUCCAGAGCGUUGCGACCUGUUUGUUUCUGUGCAUGGACACCUGCGGAACAGUCUACGGUUCGAAAGACUUCACCGAAGACUGUGUUUUCAACGAGCAGAUCGAGCAGCACCACUACAACACGUACAGCUCGACACAGCACUCGAACGCCCGUCGGACGCUGUACCUGGCGCUAAACAAAACAGGCCAACCGCGCAAAAUACAGAUCCCGGUUAACCGAACGCUAGGCAAGCUGGCCACCUACACCAAAGCCCUCACGCAAACGGUAGCUCAUGAUCGCGUGGAGCGAUUAAUCUCGAGACUAUUCGGGGCGAACCACGUCCGCCACGGACUGAAGCAGCUCUGCGAGUCGGGCAGAGCGUUGCAGGACCUCACGGCCAAGGUGAUGCGACCGCGUCCAGCUUGUGGUGCGGCCCGGCCUGCUGUCGCUAGUCAGCCCGCCACGACCGGCGGGACCAAAGAAGUCAGUCCACCGGUGACGCCCGGUGGCAACAAGGACAAAGAUACUAAGGAUACGCUGAGGAAAAAGAAAAAGAAACGGCGGAAAUGCCGAGAGGAUGAACCGGCCGGAGAGCAUUGCUUCAGGCCGCAGGCUGGUAGCAUAGGUACAAAUAGCGGUAGGAGAAAGCCCCCAGGGCCGACAAAGAGUCAGAGGUGCAGCCCAGAUGACGGCGAUUGUGUUGUUAGUCCCAGUAGUAGUAGUGGUAGUAGUAGCGGUAGCAGCAGUAGUAGUAGUAGUAGUAAUAAUCCAAAUAGUGCAAAUAGUGUAAGUUCUAGCAGUAGUAGUAAUCGCGCGAGCACAACUCCAGCGACCGUACCAAAUGUAGUAGCUUCGGCAGGUGCAGGGCCGAAGAAGAAAGUGGUGAAAAAAGUCAACAACCGAAAUACUCCCAAUGUAAAUAAUAAGAAACCCAAGAAGAAUCCGGUUGGAGGAGGCAGUGGCGGCCCCGCCGCCAACAAGAAAACCAAACAUCUGCAUAAUAUUAGCAGCAGUAGUAGUAUUAGUAGCGGUAGUCCCAGUAGUAGUAGUAGUAUUAGUAGUAGUUCAGUGCCAUCAGCCGUCAGAGGAAGAGGUAAAACAACGAGCACCUCAACAACAAUAACGACAACCGCAAAACCAACAGCAACGACACCGAUUUCAACAACGAAAUUCGCGUACACAACACCCUGGGCAUCUCCGUCACCUGCUAAUUUUAUGGAGGACACUUCCCAGUCGGAUGACGAACUGAUUGAAGCCGAGAUAGAUAUGGACGAUCUGAUGCCAGGAUCGACCGAACUGAUUGAGGAGGAUGAUAUCGACGAAGGGUUCCUUCCACUAGUAAAUCCAACCGCUUCUCCCUGGCACGAGCAGCAGCCCGGGAUCAGUAACUGCGCAACUCCCAGCUCUCCUUCAGUUGCUGGUGCUGCGGCUACCGCUGCUGCUACUACUGUUCCAGUUUUAGCUGGUCACGCUUGCUCUAGCGGCCGAUUCCACGUAACGUACAGCUUACUCAGCCUUUGCGCGUUACUCAUCGCUUCCGGCGCUACCACAGCCAGCGCUACUCAUCUGCUAUAUCUAUGAUCGAUCGCAAGCCUCCCACUCCAUACACAAGCCCCCCUUCCAUCCACCACACAGGGUGUGAUUACGGCGGUAUAUCAUUCGAAAUUUUGAUAGACUGAUUACUUUUAAAAGUCACACUAGUGACUAUGAACAAUCACAAACACACAAAAAAGACAAUUAUUGACCAGUGAAGUAAAGGUUCCCUCUAAUAACAACCAGAUUACUGUAAGCAAUGCAAUCAGCUCAGGUAAAAAUGUUUCGUUUGUUGACAGUGUCGCUCUUAGAAUAUGUACUUAUUGUCGUGUGUUUGUUAAGUGGAAUGUUUGGAUGAGAUGAAUGUUUGGAAUUGGAUGACCCCGAGAGUCAGCGAAAAUAGGAAAAAAAUCUCACACUUUUUGGUUUUCUGAUUCAAACUAAACAGUGCCGCACUGCGGCACAGAGACGGUUUUCGAAAUUAGUAUUUCCAUGACGAUAUUACUAGCGAUUAAGACUAUUUAAUACAAACUACACCGCGUUCUGUGUUGUACAGUAAUUCGUUAGGAAAGAGCCAUAUAUUCUCGUUGUACAUACUAGACCUUAUUUAUCAAUUGAAUGGAAAGUAUUUUAGUUAAUGUAAAAUGAUGCGAAGGUUGUUUAAUUUAUUAUUUAGGUCAGUCCGCUGCAGCUUCUAGGGAUCGAUGCGAGUUCGAUUACGCACAAGAAACAAACAAGAAAUACCAAUACGAACAGAUUCGAAUAGUUUGAAGAACAAUCACAAUGGUAAAUACUCAUCCUGGUGGAAAGGUAGGUUCAAGAUCGAUAAUAUGCGGUAUCAAAUACGUUUCAAAUGGUUAGUCUGCACCAGGUGGAACGGUUUUUUAGCGGAAUUGAAAUUUUGGCAAAAUUUUCGAUUCUCUUCUCACGAGCACUUUAUUUAUAGUACCAAAAAUUCCAUCUUGCUAAAACCUGACUUUAAUUUUUGCUGACCUUGAAAACAGUUUAUAUGACAUAUUUUUCAGUAUAUCCGGUUAAAAUACUUUUAAAUGGCAACCAAAUGUUACUUCGAGUUAACUUUUUUGAAUGCGUCAGAUACAAUUGAUUGCGUACCACCACUCUAGGAGACAUCGGCCAUAUUUAACCGAAGUAAUUGCACAGUCGAAAUUUUUUGUCACUUUCAGCUGUUCCAGCUGAAGUUAUUAUCAUCAUCUGUAUCUGUUUCGUCCGAUGGCUGGAUAUUUUCCAGCUUAAAUUUAUUGGAAUUUAAAGUUUUUGUGGUGAUUAAUGUAACCUUCUAGUAUUACGUCUGUUAGUCUGUGCACGGAGCGACCAUAUCUCCCUUUUUUGACAGUUCAGGGAGCUUGUUUACAAGAAUUUUGAAGCAGAAAAUCAAUUUUUUGUUUAUUCAUACUAAGAUUGUGAACUAUUCCAUUAUGACGAGCAUAAAAAGCCAAUUAAAAACGAACACAUUUUGAGAUUGCAGUAGCUCAAUCCCGAAAUGUAUAAGAAAAUAAAAUCUAGUUUUGAUGGCAUCGAAAAAAAAUUUAAGCCUUCCGAGCUGUCAAAAUCCGAUUGAUGACGUUAUCGUGCGAUGAUGUAUUACAAACAAAACAAAUACUGACAUUUUCGGUGAAUUAUGACAAGGUCAAAUUAUGUUGCUUUUUGUGAACGAGACAUCGCCUCAUGUGAUUCUCUUAAGGGGUUAUAUACCUUUUUGCUCGAGAAAAAAGAGCAAAGUUCAGAGUUUAUUUUAAACAUUUAGCACCUUUUCAUUGCAUAAAAGUAGUAAUUUUCUAAAUGUUUAGUUAUCCAACAACAACAAAGCACGUUUGUUCGUAAGAAAUACCAAUCAUUUGGGGAGUAAUGGCCUUUUUUCUGAAACGCUUACUUAUGCCAGAGGUUUGCGGUGUUCACGAUAGCGACACAGCAGAUCAACUGAAAUCAAUAAACUCAAAUUAUUUCAUUAGUUUAGAAUUGUGCCGGGUAUCUGAACGAUCGAUUUUCUAAGUAUUUUAUUUUCAGUGCAAACGGAAACGUUUUACCCGAGAAAAAAACAUGUUUUAAACGCGGAAAAUUAUAUUAAAAUAUUUUUAUCCGGCAAAUGUCAACUACGUGUAUCAAAAAUAAAUCUUUCAACGACCGAGGAAUUUAAUAACGAACAUUUAAAAAGAAAGAUUAAGAAAAUCGGUUCAGUAGUUUCACCGCAAUCGUGAACACGGCAAAGCCAUUUUUUGAGAAACACCAUUCCGAGAUAAACGCGUAUAAAGUUUCAAGUUUAGCUUAUGGGCCCGUGGCGAGGCGCGCUGCAAAUUGCUCUAACUUUCUCCCUAUUGCUCAGAUCUUUAUGAAAAUUUGUAAAAAUGUUCUCAAGAUGUUGUACUUUAAGAUAAUCCAAAAAUUUUAUUUUGAUUUUUUGAAAACUAAAAAGGUAUAUAACCAAUUAAAUAAACAUAAUACGAGCAAGUUUUUUUUUGCAUUCUUGUGAAUAGAAUUUUAAUCAAACAUAGAACAAAGAUAUGAAAUUUCAACGCGGAAGCAAUUACAACACUCGCUUCUGCAAAAAAAAAAACUGUUAUAAUGAACAAAAAACAUUAACCUUCAAUGGCCGGUUUUGGCCAUAACUAGCUUGUGAUCAAAACGAUGCGCAAUUUUAAAAUCGCUAGCGAACAACCAGAAUAAAAUACAACAAGCGAUUCAGUUAUGAAAUAUUCGCUAUACAAUCGUACUCCUAUUGUAAUACUUUUUUGGUGCUUGCUGGCUUCUCUACUCUUACAAAAAAAAUUGAAUUUGGAUUUUCUUUUUUUGUGAUUUCACGUAUAUUCUUAUCCACUUUUAGUGAGCCUGUGUAUCUUGAAUCCGAAUCCGAUCCGAAAAAUCUCAUGUUCUAACCUGCCGGACUUUUCAUCCCUGAUAGUGCCCACUUUGAUUAGUUCAGAACAGUUUCAGACAACUAAAUUGUCUAUUUAAGAAACUUAUUUUGAAAAAGGUCUGAGAUGAGCAAUUUUUUUUAAAUAAUUUUUAAAUGAAUUUUUUUCAGUGCAAGAUCUCAAGUAUUUUUUUUUCAAUGUUUUCAAAAGAAAUACUUGAUAAUUCUGUGAAAGCCAUCUCUUGACAACUUUUCUCUAACUUUCAUUGUUAUGUUAGUCCAGAAAAAUUAAAAUAAAAAGUAUACCAAGUUAAUUGGGGUAGUAAGGCCUGGAGAUCCUCAAAAUUUCAUUGAAUUCUGAGGGGGAACUGCUAGCCCCUCAAUCAAGUUGACGCGAAAUGCGUCUUGUUAGUUUGAUUUUAUUCUGUACUACCGCAUGUAGCAUAAGGGAUUUACUACUGUCUAAUUUUAUAUAACGAAUUAUUCAUAAAGGUUUUUUCCUUUUUCUCGAGUUUUGUUGGGACAAAACAUUCCAAUUCUGAAAAACGAAAAAACCAAAACAAACAGACGACAUGUUGCCAAAUAUAUUUUUCAAACAGUCCUAUGUCGGAAAAACAGUCGAGAGAAACGUGAUUUUAAGUAUUUUAAUAUGACAAACAUUUCGUAAAAGUAUUAUUACUCCAUCACAAAUGUUUUCACAAAUGCACACACCUAAUAAGGAAAAGAAUGUUUCGUACGCAAAAAAUACAAAAAACAUGUAAAAACACAUAACGAGAGUGUUAUGCCAUUAUUUUGCCCAUCGAUCAACAAAAUUUUCGCACACCAGGUCGAGAGUAUCAGUUUGCUUAUUUUCUGUUAAAGUGUAGUUUCCUCUGGCCAUUUUUUCUAAUGUGUCGAAAAUUCCUGCUUUUGAGUUGCUAAAAAAUUUUAGAAGUGAACACGAUGAUUUCCAUAAGAAUUCCAUCGACUUCGGUAAAGCUGCUGCGGAACAGUUUCCGUCAACUCCUUGGCAAUACCACAGGGUGCUCAAUAAGUUUGAAUACUCUUUGCGAAUGUAUUAAAAAAUGAAAAUAUGGUUUCAUGCUAUUCUUUCCCGAAUCAAUUCUAACUGUAACGACGUUUCUUGAAAAUUUUUACGACAUAUUAGCUGGAAGCACUGCCGUAAUCUUGCAAACUGGCGUAUGCGCCUGCGUGUAAAACUUUCAGUUCGAAGCUCCCAAAAUCGUUUGUAUAGCUUUAGGACGAAUUUCAGCAAUCAGAUCUGUACAUAAAGCAUUGAUAUGGUGACAAAACAUUGCCGAACGUACGAUUUAUGGGAAAAGAUUUACUAGCUAAAGUUAUGUUACCAACGUCAUUUUGUCAUACAGUGAUUUUAUUUUUUUCAAUGUUUCUACAACAGAGAACAGAUAUCCAUCUCUUUUUUAAAAGUAUGUGUUAGAACUAGGAACCGUCAAUUCAACCAAGGUGGUAAUGCUCCCACCAGCGUUGCCAGAUUGAAAGACAUGUCUUCAAAUGGAAGACAUUUACCCUAGAGACUGUGUUAUAAAGAGAUACGCAAAGAGAAAAGCAGGAAAUAUGGCAACCCUUUGCUAAUAUUCUAUUCCAAAUAAUUCUGGCAACCACAUUUAAUUUCGCAUGACUUUUCAUACGCACUAGAAAGUGUAAUGAAAUUCCGAAACUUUGUAAGGAUAUAUAACUGAGUUUCAAAGCUUGUUUAUAUAUUUUUUUAAUUUUCAAUGCAUCACUCAUAAUACGAGCAUAACGAACACAUUUUCCGUUCAAACGAUAAUUGCACGUGGUUCACAACAAUUAUACUAAUUACAAUACACAUUCUGUACGAAAAGUAACACUCCUGAGUUUGUUUACUUUGCACACGUGGAGCCUCGAUUUGACGGUUUACUUGGAGUUUUCGACCUCACUUUUUGCGUAUAUGUUUAUAUUACACCGUCUGUAAUUUAACCUACAAUGAAGACAUUCUUUUCUGUGAAGACAAAGAGAAGACGUUGGAAAAUAUGUGAAGAUUGGAAAAUGUUUGUUAAUGACCCCCAUUUUGCAUUAGUGGCGACCUUUUUUUUUGCUCGACAGUUUUCGAUUUGCCGGUAAUUUUUUCAGCCUUCGGGCCGUUCUCACCUGGUGCUUCGGGCGGGAAGACAUGUAAAAAUAUUUUUUUGCGGACCGUGAAGACUUUUGAAAAAAUGACCUGGCAUCUCAGUGUGACGCCCGCGUCACUGACAAACCAAGCACUGAUAUCGAUAAAAUAUCGAUACGGAAACUGUGAUAUAAAAAUUCAUCGUAGUAUACGACAAGUCGCUCAAACAAUUUUUUUGCAUAAUCAGUCAAAUAGUCAGUAAAUAGAUUCGCGGUCCAGAAUACGUUUCCGGAAAUGGAUUUGAUAGCUGAAUAUAAUAGCACUCGUGGCCUCUACCAUCUUCUACCUGUACUUCUUCCGUAAGAAAAUCACAAGGGCGCUUUAGCCGUCCACGAGCAUGGACCAAGCUUCGGGGCCUUAGAGGGCUGCAGUUUGGUCUAUGUUUUGUAGAUAGUCUUAAAGAUGACCAUGAUGUUUUGUGCCGCAGAGUCCGGAAACUGAAGGAGGCACGAUUUCUUGCCAUAGAACCUCGACGAAUUUCUCUGCUGAUAUCGUUCUCGAUAGUCACAAGCAGGCUUGUCUUUUUUGACUCCUCAGAAAAUCUCUAGAGUGCAGGAGAAUAUCUUUCACUGCGAAAACAACUGCUCUCAUACUAAAGACUAAAUCAUCGCACAUGCUAGAAGAGAACGACGGACCAUGUGUAUCUGGCGAGCUUGCAUAAAGCACCGCGGUGAAAUCUGGAAUCUUUCUCUUGAGAGAUAGUAAACUAUGGUGUACUUUCUCAUACGUAUUGACAUUCCGCACAAUAAUUACACCUCAGAGCUAUCUGUGGUGCUUUUUACAGUUUGUUUGUUAAGCAUGGCAGAAAAGGAAAAGAGAUUGGGAGAGAUAAAUAGCCUGCCUUUUUCGUGCCGGUCGAAUUUACUUAUGUCUAAUUCGAACUCGCCAGUGUGCACUGCGGUGUACUUCUUCGUAUUCGCUUUAGCGUGAUUCACCCCUUUUGUUUCUCACAGAUGUGGAGUAAGUGUGGAAGUGGAAGUGUGUCUGUCUGUUCGUAAGCGUAAGAGACACUUUGGAGUGCAGAAAGAAGCAAUGUGGUGAAAGGAUUGCUACCCGCAGGCACGUACUGAAAGAGAAGUGCGCGGUAAAUUUUUUCUCCGCUCUUUCCACAUACUAAGGAGAAUGACACCGCUAAUCUGAAUCCGUGGUAGGAGGUUCACAUUGUCUUCUCCGGGGUCGAUUGUAGACUUUUGUGCAUCUUUCCGAUUGCAGAAAUAUCAAUAUUGACAUUUUUUGACAAUCUUGGACUCUUUUCCAAAGACCAGGAGUCGCCAUUUUGGAUUUCAAUAUGGCAUGCAUAAUGAAUUUCUGGCCUCUAGGUAGCGCUGUGGUUCCGGGAAUGUUCAUAUUGGGUUAUAUUUAGGCUGACCAGACGUACCGUUUUGAACGGGACAGUACCGUUUUUUCGACUGUUUUCAACCGUCCCGUCUUUUUGCAAUUUUGUACCGUUUUCGGAUACUCCUUGAGAAAAUCAGGAAUAGAGCUUUGCAUUGAAAUUUUCCUAAAUGGAAAAUAAGUUUCCAAGCAGCCAGGAUUUUCUGAUAUUACUGACUACGUGUUGUGCCUUCCUGACAGUACUGCACCACUGGAAGGACUUACCCUAUCAUGAAUUGAUGAAAAAGUCGCGAUUGAAAGUUGAGACCAUGAUAAUUGUUAGUCAAAAUCUCGAUCAUCAUGUGACAAAUUUCAAGAAAUUGGUUUAAAUAUGGUUUUAAUAUGUGCUUCUUUUGUUUCGAACCCCUCCCUUUCAGAGACCACAGACUCAAACCAGUAGAACAACCUUUUUCGGCCCCGAAAGCCCUUACAUACAAAUUUCCACACCAAUUCGCUGAUUCGUCCUUGAGUUAAAUCGUGAUUUGCGGACUCCAACUUAUCUUUAUUAUAUAGAAUAAGGGAGGGUAUUUAGCUGCAUAUACAGGCUAACCGACGCGGAUGAUGUCGACUUGCUGACAUUUGUUGUUUGUUUACCACGCACGAUAAAAGAGUACUGCGACGUUGUAGUAAAGUUGUUUGCGGCACGCAGGUCAGGAGUUCGUGUUUUCUGAUGAGAAUCUCUUUACCUUGCAACAUCUGCAUAAUAUCCAAGAAGAUUAGCUAUGGGCGCCGACGUUGGUCAGCAGCUUCCCGUCCCACACAAACAUCCCGCGGUUCCAAAGCUCCAUCUCUUAAUACUGUAUGACUAGCUCGAGAUGUAUUCCAAAAAAUCUCACGAUUCAUGCACCUGCUCCGUCGGCAUCCCGUCCAAAUCAUGGAAAUAAGCUUUUCAAAUUGGUCAAUUCGCUCUGCUUGGCCAGUAUGUACGACUAUACAUAAAAGUCCAGGGGAUUAAGGUCCUGUGGCAGCUGUGGGAGGCCACGAAGUCUUUUCGUGAUAAUCAGCCAAAUUCUCCCGACACCACACUUGGACGAUAUUCGCCGUGUGAGCCGGUGCGCCAUACUGUUGAAAGACGCAAUGUUCCUUCGCGGGGAGGUCCGGAAGGCCACAACUUUUUCAAGAACCUCGAUCUUAUAGUACGCGGUGUUGUUUUUCACGUUUUUGUCUCGAUUAACAUCAGUGGGAGCUUCCCACGCCUGGAUAUGACCGGCGUGGCGCUCUGGAACACCGGGAUGUUUGUGUGGGAUAGGAGGAUGCUGGCCAACGUUCACACCCAAAGCCGAUCAUUUUGGACAUUGUGUGGACAUUUUGUGGCAUUGACAGAGAUUUUCUCAUCAGGAAACACGAACUUCUGACCUGCGUGCCACGAAAGUAUCAGUUUGACUCCGUCCAGCCUCUUCUCCGUUGUAGCCUGUAGACUUGUAUCCCAGGUCCUUUGCCAUGAUCGUGUAAGCAGCCCGGAUCGAGCAGUUCUUCUUCCGACGAACUCGCUUCCCCGCAACUUGGUGCUGCUGACGUCCUCACCGAACGCGGCCGCCCGGAUCUCGCAAGGUCCUUGGCCAAGUCUGUCUUCCGGACCGACGGAUGGUGGUAGAGAUGAAAUCCCGCUUCACCCCGUGGGAUUUCAACCGACGGAAUAUGUCGCCGAAUCACUCACCAUGAGGCUCAAACUGACACCAAUACCAAUACACAGAAAGCACGUGGUGCGCACAUAAACAACGAUGAAAAGUUGUAUUCGAACUAAUUGAGCACCCUGUAAGUUAAACGCCUUCAUUUUCGCUACAAAAUAUAUUAUGAACAAUUGGUUGUAAAAUACGUUGCACAGUGGUACAGAACGACAAUUUAGGCGGAAAUGGAGUUUUCGAUACAUUUUUGUGAUUUUAGAGCCAUACUUUAUAUGGCGAAGUUGCUUAUUAUAAUUUGGUCUACAUUUAAACUGAGGUGAAAAUAAGGGUGGUCGUAGAACCAACGAAAUAAACCAACUAAAAUUUUUAUUAGUGGAAAAUUAAUAUUUUAUUUUCAGUAAAGUUGUAGAUCACUUGAUUCUAAGCAGCUUUGUUGAAGACUACUUUAUUGUAGCUCUUAAAUUGACUGAAUUAGAGCAAAUUUGCCUAGGGUGGAUCUUAAAAAACGGUUUUUUCGCUCUACUUUGUUCAAUUCAAUUUUCUCAGUAAAAUUAUGUUCAGACGACUUUUAGAGCUUUAAAAGACGCAAGAUUUGGUGGCUAUACUUUAACGAUAUCUUUUAUGGGUGAAAAGCUAUUGAGCUUUUAUUUUUUUAAAUACGCCCUUUUCAACUGUUGAUAUCUCUGAAUGGGGCAGAUGAAAAAAUAUCUUCUGGUUUCAUUUGAAAGAGCAACUUUUGUACUUCAUCAUAAAAAAAAUUGGAGAUAAGUUAUUUCUUAAAAUCGAAUAAAAUAAGUUUGAAUAUGAUGAUUUUCAGUCGAAAAAGUAAGGUUUUCACAGCCUAGUUGUUUUAUUUGAUAAAACUGAUGUACAUAUGCUUCGGUAAAAUUGAAGAUAAGCUAAUUUUCGAAACUUUUUACGUAGAAUUACGUCUCAUUUGAUUUUCAAUGUAAUUUGUAUACGCAUCUUCAAUUAAAAAAAUUUCAAAAUAUUAAAAUUUAUAUACGACACAAUCUUUAAAAUAACUUUCGGCAGUUACAAAACGAUGAAAUUGCUGUUAGCAAUGCAAAAAAAUACUUUUCUCUUCCGUUUAUGCAUAAUUGGCAAAAUUUAAUGUUCGUUAUUUUGAAAAGAAAGUUUUGAUGUUUAAUCAAUUUUCGUGCUUCUAUUGGUAGAUGUGACAAACUUUCGCAUUACACCUAUAGCCUACAGCAGAUGUUUUGAAAUAACCCUUACUUUAGUAAGCUUCACCAACUUCAAACGCUUUUCAAAGCUGUCGCAGACACGGAUUCUAUGGGUAUUCCAUCCCAGAUUUUGUGAGCAAUUAGCUUGUUCCAAGUUGAAGAUCUUGUUAUCAGCAAGCUUUAUUUAAGCGACAUUUUAAGCGACAUUAUGGUGGACCAGACAAAAAAGUCCAUUGGGUUCUUCUAUUUUUCAUUUUUAUCCAGGAAAACCGUCAAAUUGUUCCUACACCAGCUUUGAACCAAGUUCACAGUAUGUGCUGGUUCACCGUCUUGCUGCAAUACAUUGUGGUAAACUCCGAAGAGUUUUAGAAGGCUCAGGGUAACAAUUUUCUCCAAAACUAUCGUUUUAUAAUGAACAGCAUUGACUUUGAUGCCUUUUUCGAUGCCCCCAAAACCAUCACGGAUUCUGCACUCCGAAAUAUUGGGGCCUAUUACAGAAGACGAGGCGAGCGGCAAGCUAUUCGUCCGACCAAUUUUGGUAUUGCAGAUGGCGAGUCGGCUGAAUUAUGGUCAAGUAGCGUCUGUCACUCAGCUGUCCCUAAUACAACAUUUUGCCAAAACAUCAUAUCAAGAAGACCGGCAUUUCUUGAUCGAUUCUAUACCUAAGACAAGACGUAACAGCUGGUCACCGUUACAUUCAACCAAUUUGAACCGGCUGCUGAUUGGCUGAAUUCGAUAACGCAAUCGUCACGUAGAAAAUACAACGAGGUUACUUUUCACUGUAAAACAGUGAUGCUGGAGAGUCAUUAUUUAGCUAAUUUAAUUGUUCAUAAAUCAUGAUGCAAAAGUAUGCAAGGUACAUGAUAUUACCGAGUAAUGUAUUUCACUGUUAUAACUUUAAAAAUGCAUUGAUUAAUCGUUUUAUUUCUAUUUCGGUUUUUACUAUUUCGGUUGAAGUCCAAAAAACUUAGAAAGAAAAAAUUUGGGUACCAAGAAACUUAGGAAGAAAAAAUUUGAUAGUAAAAGUAUGCUUUAUUGAACAUAAAAUAAUAAAUAAGAAUUGAGUAUUAUUCGCCUAUGUAUUGCAAUUUUAAUUUGUUUCAUUUUCAUUGACCUGCAGAAGUUGUUAAAAAUAAUCAUUCUGGCAUCAGCGGUAUGGAACGUUCAAAAAAAUUUCGACGGGGAUGACGGCCGUUACGAAAAGAAAAAUAAGAAGCCAGCUGUCGGGUCUUGUCUUAGUUCCAUACAAAUGACAAGCGUCAAAUCAAACAGCGGCCUCCAUCUAUCAAAAAUGGAAGUUUGCUAUGAAAGUGCUGCGAAGACAGAAUGUGCGUAUGUGGAGGUCUAGCCUGUGCAUUCGGCUUGCAUUCGCAUCGACAGCACUUAAAAGACUUCGCUGCCAAAACUGUCGCUCAACCUCAGGCAGAGUUCCCAGAGUUCUCUUCUUGAUAUGAUGAAUUCGAUUUUGCUCUCCUCGUCAAUGACUGCGGGCGAAGAGAGUUGCUCGCCUCGUCUUCUGUAAUAGGGGCCAUUAAUAUUGGACCGGAUUCCUUUUGAUAAGGUUUUGUUCAACAACUUCACAAAUCAGACUAAAUUUAUUUUGCAAAGCUUAUCUUCAACAAUAUUUUUGUUUUGUUUAGUGUUCAGUCAAGCCUAUAGUUAAUGAAGUUUUGAAGUGUACUAAAACACAUUAACUGACUUUUUGUCAGCACCAGAAUGUGUAGUUGAACAGAAACAAUUUUGUAAAAAGAAAUUAACUUCCUUUUUUGUGCAACUUACUAACAAAUUCCUGUAUUAUUAUAAAAAAUUGAUUGUUCAAAAACUUUACGGAGAAAAUAAUUUAGUUUUUAUGCAUUCAGUGCAUAAUUUGGUUCGUUUGAGUUUCUUCGCUGUAUUGCAACAUCGUUUGUAUGUAAAUUGACUGCUUGUAAUUCAUUACCACAUUCAUUUUGACAAUCGUAUGUCGUUAUCAUUAAUCAUCGUUUCUGCGAUUUUCGAGAGCGUUUCAAUACAAGUGAUGCACAAAGUAACUACUCGUAAAUACCGUUAAUCUGGUGUUAUGCUUUGAACCAAAAAUACCAACAAACAAGCAGUGCCACCAACUUCUUCGAUCUUGGUGAGACUCUAUUGAUAAACAUUGCUUUGAGAACGAUUAAAUCAAUUCAAUUCCAAAAUUCAAUUCAUUACAAUUUUCCGCAAAUUAAAACAAUUCAAGAUGGAAAUCUUUGCACCAGGUGCCCUGACAAACCGUAAGAAAGGCCAUAACUAUCAGCUUCCACUCCAAAAUGCAGCUUAGAAAAAAGGCUUUUAAUCGACAAAAGACGCAAUAUCGUUUAAAAAUGGAAAGACUGAUAAAUGCAGCACACACACUCGUAUGACAAACGUGCAACGCAGACAGACAUGCAAAACGUAAAAUCCAUACCAAGUUAUUAAGGAAAUACUCGAAGCAAUACAAUUUUUUAUCACAACAGCACAGGACUGUCUUAAUAGUAAAUUAUUUGUAUAAAAAAACUUACUAAAAUAAGUGGCUAUAAAAGCAGAAGAUAGAACAGUGAACAAUAAUCAUUCUAUCUCAUAAGAUACCAGCAAUGUAUUAUAUUUUAUAAAUAUAUCAGAAAAAAAUUAGGGAUAGAAUCAGUAGAAGGAGGUAAAAAACUUGUUGGCACUGAUAUAUAGUCGACAUUAACGUAGAAACUGUGCACUGAAAGCAAGUUUGCAUGUGACAUAAAUACGGGCUGCAGAAGGCAGUUUUUAGUAUACUUCUUCAUGAGCUGCGCCACGAAAUUGAAUUUAACUCGAGAAAAAUCAUACAUGGCGCAGUGACAAUAAAUACAUAUUUAUUCUAAGUCAUGUAGGCAACCUUAGAGUCAAAGUCAGUCAGGUAUUUAGCGAAAAUUCACACAAUCUCAAGAUUUUUAUCAAAACUGGUCAAAAACGAAAAACGAACGCAAACGAAAUAAACUGCCUCCAGUGUAUUUUAUCGAUCCAUGCAUUGAAGUGAAAAAAAAACAAAAAAAUCAAAUUCAAUCUAGUCAUUGAUAACUUAUUUAGUUUUUCUUUUCUUAUGAAUAUUAUAUAUUUGCACUGCCGAGACAAACGGUGAAACCGAAUCAUGGAAACCGAACAGAGAACAAGAAGCGAAAUCUCCAACUAAUACUAAAUAAUACUUUUCUGCUGUCUCACUUUCCGACAGAUUUUUAUACUGCAGCUACUGCCGAGGAAAGUGUUUCUACAUAAAUAUCUUACGAAAAAGUACAUUUUUAAUAUUUCGAUUGGGACAAAAUUCAAACUUUACUGUUUAUCAAGAAGGAAAAUUAAUUGAACUACAACCAACAUGAAGAAAUAGUUGACAAAAAAAUUCUCGACAGUAAGCAUCGAAUAGAAAAUAAGAAAAAAGAACAGAUCCGCAAACAAUGCUCUAUUAGUUCAUAACAUGUGCCAUACCUACAGAUAGAAUUAAAUAGAAAUUAGUACAUUAAAAUCGACAAGAGUAGUAGAUUUCAUCCCGUUCUAAUCUCACGUCUGUUCCUAUUAGAAGAACACUUAAACCACUUGUAGUCACGCCUCUCGAACUCACCACACUGUCGUGCCGAACUAGGCAGAAACGAACAACUACCCAGAACCAGCUGCCUGCCAAUCUACUGCUUUUUUUCUUUUCACCUACUGCUGCACAAAUGCCUUAGAAGUCACACACAAAACCACGCGAAUGACGCCGAAUGCUGCUCGAAAGAAGCACUGCAACAGACCUAAUUACGAAUAGAUCACCGAACCCUCCGAAAAGCCAUUAUUUACCAUAAAUGAUUAUAUCAACGAAUGAAAACUCAGCGAAACAAGGCAAGAUAAUAAUUUAAACACUAAUUCCUCGCCGCGCGGACCCAGGAAUCUAUAAUCGCAUUAGUUUCUACAGAUGUGCCGUAACGAAUAAAAUACACAACAAAAAAAAACACAAAUAUCAAAAAUAAUUUAUUAGAUUUUGCUAGGAGCAAAAACAGUCACUUAGCUACCAAGCGCCGAUAAGUGUUGCAGAAUUAUUAGCAUAUGAGUCAGAUGCAUACUGCGAGUCAUGUUAUGGAAAAGAUUGAAAUUCGCUAUGCUGAAAUUUUGCAGAGAGAAAAUAGUAUGGCAUACAAAUUCAAACACAAAAAAAAAUCAAAUGUUUAUACUAGUAAUAUAGGAGAAUGCUGUACUAUGUUACGAUUAAUAGUUAUAUUGAAUUACGCAAUGUAACAUGCAACUAUUCAGAAAAAUAUAUACAUAUAAUGAUGGAAUGC